ACCACUCUGACAUAGUUCACGAACCUCCACGUGCUUCAGUGCCGCACGUCACGCCAACAAACAACACAACAAUGAAGCUCCUGGUCGUUGUAUCCGCCGUGCUGUCCCUGACGACGGCUCUGCCUCAGAGGAGAGUGUCGCUCAAGCCUGAGUCGCAGCAAGCGGACGACCAACAAACUGCCGAGCAGAACUACAACAACUUCCAGCAACAGGAAUACAACAGACAACAACAGCAAGAAUACAGACAACAGCAACAACAACCCGCCAGACCCAUUGAGGACUUCAGGCCCAAGGUGUCGCUCGAGACUACCACGUUCAUUCCUAUCAUCCGCUUCGAUAAGGAGCAGGGUACUGACGGAAGCUACAAGACUGCAUACGAGACUGGCAACAACAUCCAGGCUGAAGAGCAAGGCUUCCUGAAGAACGUUGGAGAGAACCACGACGCCCUGGUACAGAGUGGCUCGUACUCGUACACCGCCCCCGACGGCCAGGUCAUCAACGUCGAGUACACUGCUGACGAGUUCGGUUUCAGAGUCAAGGGCGACCACAUCCCCACCCCUCCCCCCGUCUCCGCUGAAAUCCAGAAGGGGCUCGACCUCAUCUACGCUGGAAUCAAGGCCAACCAGGAGCGAGCUGCAAUUGAAGCCAAGAACAACCCAGAGGCCGCGCGGCAGCAGGAAGAGAAGGCCGCCCUCGACUACAAGGGCCUCUACUACCAGAACUAACUGGCCCCUAGUUUAGUGUGUGAACAAGGACUGAGCAGAACUAACGUGAUCACUAACCAUGUGGAACUAGAAGGUUCUUGGUAGGGUAAAGGUUUUCCAUUGUUAGAAUGAGAGACAACACAAUGUUAAUACUGAAGAUGGAACAUUUAUUAUCUUUAUUUUAAUUAUAUUGCGUUGUCCUGCCCAUUUUGAGGAAUGGAAAAUUUUAUUGGAACCAAGAUAUUCUCUUUACAGACGUCACUGUUGUAUGGUGUUAAACAUCAAUGUGACGUCAUAAGUGGCUAUCUUGUUGUACUCUACCAUUUUUGUAUGAUCGUAGACUAUCUCAAAAACAGUUUAAAUUUAAUUCUUUGUUAAGUUUAAUAUGCCAUGAAGACUAGAAUAGAAUUAAACUUAAUAUAGAGUCAAAUUAUAAGGUUAAUAGACUCAUUUAGGCAGAGAUAAAAUGAAAAAAAGCAAAGAUAAUACAGUUUUAGGGACACCUACGACUUUAUUUGAAAUUGUUCCUUGUUAAAUUAUUGUCAAGAUGAGGCUAUAAAUUCAGGUGUUACUUGUUUUAAUACUCAAUACAAUAUAAGAUAGAUAUUAUGCUGCUAAAUUUAAGAAUCCCAUAGUAAGUACGAUCAUACAACAAAGAUCAGAUACGAGAUUGUUUCUCUUUAUACUUUUGUACAUAAUACCUAUUAAGUUAUCUUAUUCUUGAUACGUAAAUAAAAUGUUAAAUAUUUAA
Molecule: messenger RNA, 1455 nt
Organism: Pectinophora gossypiella (pink bollworm)
Lineage: Eukaryota; Metazoa; Arthropoda; Insecta; Lepidoptera; Gelechiidae
Gene: CPR34
Product: endocuticle structural glycoprotein SgAbd-1-like
Exons: 4
Coding region: 72-725 (217 amino acids)
Cellular component (GO): chitin-based extracellular matrix
Molecular function (GO): structural constituent of chitin-based larval cuticle
Source: RefSeq, a predicted model, not a curated record